This is a messenger RNA of Olea europaea var. sylvestris, 1220 nucleotides long. RefSeq names its product cytokinin riboside 5'-monophosphate phosphoribohydrolase LOG1-like. Gene Ontology annotation, biological process: cytokinin biosynthetic process. Bases 273 to 938 code for a protein of 221 amino acids. Gene Ontology annotation, cellular component: cytosol; nucleus. The record is from RefSeq and is a predicted model, not a curated record. The transcript has 7 exons. Lineage: Eukaryota; Viridiplantae; Streptophyta; Magnoliopsida; Lamiales; Oleaceae. Gene Ontology annotation, molecular function: hydrolase activity, hydrolyzing N-glycosyl compounds.
AAGUGUUGAAAUCCUAUUGGAAAUCCAUCCCCAAAAGAAUAUAAAAGGGGACCAAUUACACCAAAGUAGCCAGCAUCCCCUCACGCCUUUUCGUCUAGUUUGUUUCAAAGAAGAGAAGACGAGAAUUUGCCGACUUGCUCUCAAUACACAGCCACACCCAAAAUCCCAACUCAAAAGCCAACCCUCUUUAUAUUCACGCAGUCGACACACACUAAAAAGUUCCAUUUUAAGCACAAAAACACACUCAAUCAGCACCAAGUGUCUUCUUUGUCAUGGAUAAUGGUCUCCAGCAGCCCACAAGACAAUCCCGAUUCAGGCGGAUAUGUGUUUUCUGCGGUAGCAGCCCCGGCAAGAACCCCAGCUAUCAGAUUGCCGCUAUACAACUCGGAAAACAACUGGUUGAGAGGAACAUCGACUUGGUAUAUGGUGGUGGAAGUGUUGGAUUAAUGGGCCUAAUCUCCCAAUCUGUUUAUAAUGGUGGCCGCCACGUGUUAGGGGUUAUUCCAAGAACUCUGAUGCCCACAGAGAUCACUGGAGAACCUGUUGGAGAAGUGAGAGCAGUAUCUGGAAUGCACCAAAGAAAGGCAGAAAUGGCUAAGCAAGCUGAUGCGUUCAUAGCCUUGCCUGGUGGCUACGGUACAUUAGAAGAACUCCUAGAAGUCAUCACUUGGGCUCAACUCGGGAUUCACGAUAAACCAGUAGGUCUGCUUAAUGUCGAUGGGUACUACAACUCACUGCUGUCUUUUAUAGACAAAGCUGUUGAUGAGGGUUUUGUUACACCCUCUGCCCGUCAUAUAAUUGUCUCUGCCCCAACUGCCCAUGAACUUAUGUCCAAACUUGAGGAUUAUGUUCCGAAACAUAAUGGAGUUGCGUCGAGACUGAGUUGGGAUAUGGAGCAACAAUUAGGUUACACGGCAAAACUAGAAAUUGCUCUCUAGCCUCGACCUAGUUUAUAUAUCUCCAAAUAUUUAGGCAAGUAACAUGCAAGAAGAUCAUCAGUUGACACAGGAAACAUGCAUUGUGGCUGUUACCAAAGUUGUGUUCAAGUGUUACCUUUUGAUUGAUUUGUACAUAAUUCUUAUCUGGAUCAACAAGAACGGUAGUUUUGUUAGUUUGUGAUUAUUGUUCAUGCAUAAUUUCAUUAGUAUAUGAAAUUGUACGAUAUGAAACAAUCUUUCAGUAGAUGUAAUGAUAAGUUAAUCAUGGUGUCAAAAGAAAAA